UUCACUCAAAUAUACAUAACGUGCAGUGACUGGAGGACGUUUGCUGGGGUAGGGAUUUCAGUAAAUUUUGCAGACAAAAUGAAUGUUAUAACAGUUUGUCGGCGAGCCUGUCUUCAGUUGUUGAGAUCUUUUUACCAAACUCCAACAUGGACUGCAGCAUGCAGGUUACAAAGCUUUAGCACGGGUUCAGAAAGUCCACCUCAAAUGACUCCUGGGGAAAGCAAAAUCACUGAGGUUCUGAAACAAAAGUUUCCUAAGGCCACAGAUAUCAGAGUACUAGAGGCCAUGCCAGGUAGCUGUGGAAGUAUGUAUCAGGUGUAUGUAGAAGCUCCAGAUUUUAAAGGAAAAAGAAUAGUUCAACAGCAUAGAAUGGUGACAGAGGCUCUAGAACAAGAAAUAGCGGAUAUGCAUGGAUUAACUAUACAGACUGCAUUAUCUCCAAACUCAUAGAAGAGUUUACUUAACACAAAGGAUUGCAUAAAAAGCCUGUAAAGAACUACAUUUUGUUUUAAUGCAACAAACAGAGUGUGUAAGACUGCAUUCCCGUAGAUUUUUAGAUUGAUCUAUCCCCC
This is a messenger RNA of Lingula anatina, 572 nucleotides long. Its product is annotated as bolA-like protein 3. Gene Ontology annotation, cellular component: mitochondrial matrix. The record is from RefSeq and is a predicted model, not a curated record. NCBI's taxonomy places the organism in Eukaryota, Metazoa, Brachiopoda, Lingulata, Lingulida, Lingulidae.